AACAAACAGGAACACAACAUAAAUCCACGAAUAAAAUUAUAUUCUCCGAAAAUAGCAUUAAACAACAAGAAAGAAAAACAGCCUUCAUUUCAUUAUACAUCCGUCUCUCUCUCUAAUAUUAACACUCUUUCUCCUCUCCUCUCAAUAGACAAAAACGUAGGACAAAUGUUUUUUAUUUUUUAUAUUUAUUCUUUUUUGCAGCGUUGAAACCCAGACCCAGAACGGCGUGUUUCGAUUUUCGAUGAUUGCACUAAAAGACCAUUUUCGCCAGUUUUAAUAAAUUGAGUUAUUGGAUUUGUCUUGAUUGAAUCGAUUAGCAGCAACUACAACAAGAAAUUGGCGGAUUGAAUAUGUAAUGGACUGGAUUUUCUGAAUCUUGUGCAAAGAGAGAAAAUUAUCGUUUUUGUGGUGUUGGACAGGAAGCAAUGUUGUCUAAGAGUGGUGACCAUCAGACGGUCCCAUUAUCGGUGUUGUUAAAGCGGGAAUUGGCUAAUGAGAAGCUCGAGAAUCCUGAGAUUUUGCACGGGCAGGCCAGCCAGAGCAAGAAAGGUGAGGACUUUACGUUCCUCAAGACUGAAUGCCAACGGGUCCUGGGUGAUGGAGUCACCACUUAUUCUGUUUUUGGGUUAUUCGAUGGUCACAAUGGAUCUGCAGCUGCUAUAUAUUCCAAGGAGAAUCUCUUGAACAAUGUCUUGGGCGCUAUUCCACCAGACCUUAACAGGGAUGAGUGGGUUGCUGCAUUGCCAAGGGCUUUGGUUGCUGGGUUUGUCAAAACAGAUAAAGAUUUCCAAGAAAGAGCGCAAACUUCUGGAACCACAGUCACCUUUGUAAUAAUUGAUGGAUGGGUGGUAACUGUUGCUUCAGUUGGUGAUUCUCGUUGCGUACUCGAAUCUGCCGAAGGGGGAAUAUAUUAUCUCUCAGCAGAUCAUAGACUUGAAUGCAAUGAAGAAGAGAGGGAACGUAUAACAUCAAGUGGAGGUGAGGUUGGCCGGCUUAAUACUGGUGGUGGCACAGAGAUUGGUCCCCUGAGAUGUUGGCCUGGUGGCUUGUGCCUUUCACGAUCUAUCGGAGAUAUGGAUGUUGGUGAAUUCAUAGUUCCUAUUCCUUAUGUAAAGCAAGUAAAGCUGUCAUCAGCCGGUGGCAGGCUUAUUAUCUCAAGUGAUGGUGUUUGGGAUGCAUUAUCUGCAGAAACAGCUUUUGAGUGUGCUCGAGGGAUGCCAGUAGAUGCCGCAGCUUCACAAAUUGUCAAGGAAGCCUUAUCCGUAAAAGGACUUCGAGAUGAUACAACAUGUAUUGUUGUAGAUAUUCAACUACCAGAGAAACCAAAUCCUCCCCAACCACUACCAAAGAAACAAGGCAAAGGAGUCUUCAAGUCAAUGUUUCGAAAAAAAUCUUCAGAGUCAUCAUCUCAGAUUGACAAGGAAGAGUACUGCGAACCAGAUGUCUUGGAGGAACUCUUUGAGGAAGGAUCAGCUGCACUUUCAGAAAGGUUGGAUUCAAAGUACCCAAUCUGCAAUAUAUUUAAGCUCUUCGUGUGUGCUGUUUGCCAAGUAGAGGUAAAACCUGGAGAAGGUGUUUCAGUUCAUGCUGGAUCAUCUGAUUCUAGAAAAGUGCGGCCUUGGAACGGUCCUUUCCUUUGCUCCAGCUGCCAGGAGAAGAAAGAAGCCAUGGAAGGGAAAAGACCUUCUGGAGGUAUCACAAAGUCUCCCUUUUCUGCCUUCCAUGCAAAUAUGUGAAAUUAUGUAAUCCUAUUUACUGGUUUUGUGUUUUUGUAUUUCCAGACGGGUCUAGAUACAGUAGUGAAAGUGAAUAGUCUUUCCUUCAUUUAGAUUCAUUCAACGAGUGCUGACGUAUGUAUUCAAGCUGAUUGUAACUGGGAAAGAAAAUUUGUCCAACAAGAUAAAUCUAUAUUCCCUUGUGUUUCCCAUAAGUUGUGUAGGCAAGUGAACCCUUUUGUGAAUAGCCAAAACACAAUAGCAUAUUUUUCUUUCGCAUUUGUUUCUAUAGACUAGAAGAUGGCAUGAGGAAUAGUAUGACGGGAAAGCUAGCCUUCCUCUGAGGAAUUUAUGAUUCCUAUAUAUAACACAUCAGAGGUAACGUAUUUGUUUUCCAAAUGCAGCCGAUUGUAUAUUUUAUGCAACAGGGAAAGUUUGACUAGAGUCUUUAAGGAUUUUUCCAAUCUUGAUAGAAAUUUCAGUGACAUUGAUCAUUUCGUGUAAAAUCGAUUUGAUCUUCCUUCUAAAGCGAGGAAGAUUAACACUUAACAUUCACGAUGGGAAUUCAUUACUUCA
Molecule: messenger RNA, 2291 nt
Organism: Olea europaea var. sylvestris
Lineage: Eukaryota; Viridiplantae; Streptophyta; Magnoliopsida; Lamiales; Oleaceae
Product: probable protein phosphatase 2C 12
Exons: 9
Coding region: 426-1736 (436 amino acids)
Biological process (GO): protein dephosphorylation
Molecular function (GO): protein serine/threonine phosphatase activity
Source: RefSeq, a predicted model, not a curated record